Messenger RNA from Abrus precatorius (Indian licorice), 1524 nucleotides. Its product is annotated as protein IQ-DOMAIN 1-like. The transcript has 6 exons. The record is from RefSeq and is a predicted model, not a curated record. Bases 144 to 1514 code for a protein of 456 amino acids. Lineage: Eukaryota; Viridiplantae; Streptophyta; Magnoliopsida; Fabales; Fabaceae. Gene Ontology annotation, molecular function: protein binding.
ACCAACGAACGUUGUGCGCGCUUACAGUUACUAAUCUGUUAGAUGAUCAAAUAUCUCUUCGCUACGAAACUGAAAAAUGCCAGGCACAACAUGUAAAGUGGUCCAAAACGGCAAUAUUUGUUUCACAGAUCAUUUCAUCAUUGAUGGGGAAAAAGGGAGGCAGUUGGUUCUCGUCGGUGAAGAAAGUUUUCAAGUCAUCUUCCAGAAACUCGCCCGUGCCACCGUCAGUGCCUAAGGACAACACACAGAAAUUACAACAGCAUGAAGUGGCAGAGGUGGUGUCUUUUGAGCAUUUUCCAGCAGAGAGUUCUCCAGAUAAUGAAGAGAGCAUCACAUCAACGCCAGUGACUGAAGAUAGAAGUCGUGCCAUUGCCGUUGCAGCAGCAACUGCCGCAGCUGCUGAAGCUGCUGUGGUGGCUGCUCAAGCAGCUGCUAGAGUUGUGAGAUUGGCAGGGUAUGGAAGCCACUCCAAGGAAGAAAGAGCAGCAACACUGAUACAAUCACACUACAGAGGCUACCUAGCUCGACGUGCACUGCGAGCAUUGAAGGGAUUAGUGAGGCUGCAAGCACUGGUGAGGGGACAUAAUGUGAGGAAGCAAGCGCAGAUGACAAUGCGGUGUAUGCAAGCAUUAGUGAGAGUGCAAGCACGCGUAAGAGCUCGCAGACUGCAAUUGACUCGGGAGGAUGAGGAAACAGAGUAUGAGCAAAGAGACAAUGUGAAGAAACAAGAACCUACUAAGCCCAUGAGCCCCAUCAGAAGGUUUGACAAUAAUGGUUGGGACAAUAGGCGCCAAAGUAGCCAGAAAAUUAAGGAAAACGAUUUGAGGAAGCACGAAGCUGCCCUGAAGAGGGAGAGAGCUCUUGCAUACGCCUUCAACUAUCAGCAGCAGAAGCAAUAUUUGCAAGGAGACUCGAACGGUGAUGAUGAUGCUGGAACCCAUUACCCCAAUGCGCGUGAAAAAGCCCAAUGGGGUUGGAACUGGUUGGAGCGUUGGAUGUCAUCCCAACCAAAUAAUGUCAAGCACUUAGGGCCACGUGAGACCUCGUAUAUGACACUGGCUUCUACAACAUCAACUACCACAGAUAACAUGUCUGAGAAGACUGUAGAAAUGGACAUGGUUGCAACUCCAGGCCCAAGCAACGUCAAAAACAUCAGCCCCAUGAACCAUGAUUUUAUUGAUUCAAGCCCAGUUUCCAGUAGACACUAUCAGAGACCACUUAGCCCAAAUAGACCAAGCUAUAUGGCCCCAACCCAGUCUGCAAAAGCCAAGGUUCGGGGCCAAGGCCCAACUAAGCCACGGCUUUCAACUGGGCCUCAGUGGAACUUCUCAACUAAGGGAGCCUCCACAUGUGAUUCGUCAAGCUCAGGUGGAGGAAUUGCCGCCUACCAAUUUCCAAGGAGCCCAAGCCCAAAAAUCAAUGGUAUUCGUUCACAGUCUAGACGGAUUGUGGGUAGCAGUCCAGAUUACAUUGAAGAUUGGGCCCUUCCUCUUGGAGCCCAUGGUUGGACAUAGUUUGAUUAAU